GCCAUUCACAGGACAGCACAUGAAAUGUUUUCUGAGCCUGGCUGCUUUAUGACGUUUCACUUUUGGAGCUCUUUACAAAGAGGCAAGGGAUGCUUAAGUUAUGCGAGUUGGCUGAAGAGAAUUUAAUUGGCAAAAAUUAAAGGUUCGCAAUGUCUGAAAAUAAACAUUAAUCUGUCCUGUCAGUUUAUGAGUCCAACGUACUUCUCUUGAGUGGGGGCCACGAUCAGACCAUGGGUGAAAAUGAUAACGAUAAAAACAGCCAAGCUGGACAGCUGUUUGAGAACUUUGUUCAAGCCCCGACAUUCAAAGGCACACUGCAGGCAUUUCAUAUCCUCUGCCGUUAUCUGGACCUUGACCCUUUAGAUCAUCAGAUGUUCUACUCCAUGCUGAAGUCAAAGGUCAACACAUGGAAGGCAAAGGCGCUAUGGAGCAAGCUUGACAAGCAUGCCAACCACAAGGAGUACAAGAAGGGCAAGGCUUGCUCCAACACACAGUGUUUGGUUAUUGGAGCUGGUCCUUGUGGCCUGCGUACCGGCAUUGAACUGGCUUUCCUGGGCUGCAAAGUCGUGGUGAUAGAGAAGAGGGAGACCUUUGCCAGGAAUAAUGUCUUGCACUUGUGGCCGUAUACCAUUCAGGACCUGCGCUCUCUGGCUGCAAAGAAGUUUUAUGGCAAAUUCUGUGCAGGAGCAAUAGAUCACAUUAGUAUUCGGCAGCUACAGCUCAUACUCAUUAAAGUUGCGUUGUUACUGGGUGUGGAGAUCCAAGUGAAUGUGGAGUUUGUGCGGUUACUGGAACCCUCCGAGGAUCAGGAAACCCCAAGACCAGGAUGGCGAGCGGAGGUGCGGCCCAGUGAUCACCCUGUCUCAGACUUUACCUUUGACGUUAUUAUUGGUGCAGAUGGGCGAAGGAGCAGUUUACAAGGAUUUAGAAGGAAAGAGUUCCGUGGGAAAUUGGCCAUCGCCAUCACUGCCAACUUCAUCAACCGCAACACAACAGCCGAGGCGAAAGUCGAGGAAAUUAGUGGCGUCGCUUUCAUCUUCAAUCAGAAAUUCUUCCAGGACUUGAAGGAGGAAACAGGAAUUGAUCUAGAGAAUAUUGUUUAUUAUAAGGAUAACACACAUUACUUUGUAAUGACAGCAAAGAAGCAGAGUUUGCUGGACAAAGGAGUGAUUGUCAAUGAUUAUGUCGAUACAGAAAUGCUCCUGUGCAGUGAGAAUGUGAAUCACGAGGCCCUCUUGUCCUACGCCAGAGAGGCAGCUGACUUUGCCACAAAUUACCAGCUACCCGCUUUGGACUUUGCAAUGAACCAUAAUGACCAGCCCGAUGUGGCCAUGUUCGACUUUACCUGUAUGUAUGCUUCGGAGAAUGCUGCAUUAAUCCGAGAGAGAUUUGGCUAUCGGCUGUUGGUAGCUCUUGUUGGAGACAGCCUCUUAGAGCCAUUCUGGCCGAUGGGAACUGGUUGUGCCCGUGGAUUCCUGGCAGCCUUAGACACAGCAUGGAUGGUGAAGAGGUGGGCAGAGAACAUACCAUCGCUGGAGAUCUUGGCAGAGAGAGAAAGUAUUUAUCGACUGCUACCUCAAACCACUCCAGAAAACAUCAACAAGAACUUUGACCAGUACACGAUAGAUCCAGGAACACGGUACCCCAACCUCAACUCAAAUUGUGUACAGCCUCACCAGGUUCGUGAGCUGUACAUCACAACCGAUCUGAAGAACUGCCCACUAGAAAGAGUAAACUCCUUGCGAAAAUCUAUCAAAGUGUCACGUCAUGAGUCGGAGGUUCGUCCCAAUAGGCUUUUAACCUGGUGCCAGAAGCAAACCGAGAACUACAAGAAUGUGGCAGUCACUGACUUGACCAGCUCUUGGAAGAAUGGCCUAGCUUUGUGUGCAAUCAUACAUCACUUCUGUCCACAUCUAAUUGAUUUUGAUGCACUGACUGAAGAGGAUGCUGCCAAAAACAACCAGCUGGCCUUUGAUGUAGCAGAACGUGAGUUUGGGAUCUCUCCAGUCACCACAGGGAAGGAGAUGGCUUCAGUCCACGAGCCCGACAAACUCAGCAUGGUCAUGUAUCUCUCCAAAUUCUACGAGUACUUCCGCGGAAAACCACACUCAAUUUCCUCAGCGUUAUUCAGACAAGAUAGCAACAAAAUGCCUGCACCUUCAACCAGGCAAACAAAUUCAGUCUUCAAUGGUGUCAACUUGUUGCAAAGGAAACGGACACCAAAGCACGAAAAGAAAAGUGAAGACAGUGAUGCCACAAGUAAGAGGAGGAAAAAGACUGACAUGCUGUCACAAGAGGAGGCGAAUCCCAAAACAGAUGAAACAAAAAGUGCUGGGAACCAAAACAAAGUGAAGUCGAUGGCUACCCAGUUGUUAGCAAAGUUUGAGGAGAAUGCUCCGAGCUCCUCACUCCGGAGACAGAUAUCUGUGCCUUCCUGUGUUACAAAACCACCACUGCCCAUGUCUUCCAAAGGUCACACAAACCCUCGCUUUCUUAAACCUGAGGACCAAGGCGGGGCUGUUCUCUGUUCACGGAAAAUGAAGUCUGACCUGGUGGUCAAUGCUGAGCAAGUAAUCAGAGAAGCAAAAUACAUUAAGAAAGUUGAGAGUCAGGCAGGGGCUUCUAAACGUCUGACUGUAUCUCCUCACUCUGCUUUUGCUCUUACUGGGGUUCUCCAACGCCUUCAACGUUUAGAAGAAAAGCUCGAUCAGAGGAAAGCUCUGUCUCUUGCACAAGGUGACGUCCCCUUUAGCAGGAAGAGUAUCAAGGAGAGAGGAGCUCAUCUGACUGCCCUCUUUGGGGGCAGGACUCUCAGACAACAGGUGCCUCUGUCCGAUGCAAGCUCAUCCCAUUCUCUCUCCAACACCUCUCGCUCCACUCAUGACUCUGCUUCUUCUUCGUUGUCUACCAUCGCUCACCCAGCCGAUCCUCCAUCACAGAUACGCAGUGUGAAGGCGGCAGCUAUUAACUUGGAAAAGAUGUUUUUAAGCAGUCAGAACCAAUCGAGUAGCCGGAUCAAGGCUGAAACAGAGGUAUCUACACAUGAUGAGUCUCGUGCUGUAGUCUGCCAUUCAAGUGAAAGCAAAUCUUCUCAAUCUCCACACUCUGGCCAGCACUGUCCCACUCAGAUGACAGUGGGGAAAGUAUCAUCUGUAAUUGGUGCAAUGGCAGAAAUUUUGGUCACACUUUACCAAACUGAUCACAGGCCAAAAGGAGCAGUAACCUCGUCUGACUUGGGGUCACUGCGGAAAGAUUUUCCCCAGAAUCUCGGAGGCAGUGACAUCUGCUACUUCUGCAAAAAGCGUGUUUAUGUCAUGGAGCGACUGAGUGCAGAUGGUAAAUUCUUCCACCGAGAAUGCUUCAAGUGUGAGUUCUGCUCGACUACGCUGCGGCUUGGAGCCUAUGCUUUCAGUGUUGAGGAAGGAAAGUUUUACUGCAAACCUCACUUUACUUACUGUAAACUGAAUAGCAAGGCAAGGAAGAGGCGGAAUCAUCCAACAAUGUCAACAGACAGAAAGGGUGAAAUUCGGAAACACUUUCCCACACAAAGGCUGGUGGAAGUACAAAACUCUCUUCUGCAAAUGAGUGAGACUGUGCCUCUGAAUAAAUUGGACAGUGAGGCUUUGAUGAGUGCCGAAAACACUUGCUGCAUUAGUUCUUCACCUGACAAGCCCCCAGCAGUUUAUCCACUCCAGUCUGGGUCUGUUGACUGUGAAAGAACUAAAUGUGCACCUGGAGACUUCGAUCUGUGUGAAACACUCCCCACCACGGAGAGACACUCGCCUCAAAAAUCACCCGAUAACCUCCUGGCAAUCCGAGUCAUGGUGACUAGUGAUGGCAGCAGUUCUGAAGGUGAGAGAGCGGAGCCUUGCACUGACCCUUCUGACCAUGAAACGAUGAUCCCCUCUGGCCUGGGAGGCUCCUUACCAGAAGCAGAGGACGAAGAAAUGAGACAGAGGCACCAUCAGACACAGAGUAAAGAGGAAUCACACACCGGUCAAUUCAACCCAAAUUCCAAAGCUCAGGAAGCACUAAGCCGAGCUCAGAGCUUCAGUGCUCCAAGAAGCAACAGGCAAGAGACAUGGAGGAAGAAAAUCCAGAUCAAGCUCCCUUUGCUGCUGCGGAAAAAGAUUGAACCAGCAAUGAGAGAAACUACCUUGAAUCAAACGAACUCCAGUGAGAUUACAGACCAUGUCACUCAGGUUCCCUCUGUUCGCAGCCCGUCUCAUUUGACAAGAGGGCAUUCUUUACCAAGCAGGUCACCAUGGCAACAAAAAGCUCUCAAGAUUUCAAAGCUCUCUGUCAGAGUUUCUCCACCUCAGGUAACCAGCAACACAGACAUCCAACCGACAAGCAGUGAGCUCCAUCCAGCUCCAACAUCCCGUUCCACCAGGACAGCCCACAAAUUGUCUAUUUGGUGUAACAGUGGCUCAGAGAAGGAAGGACAAGAGGCUGUGGUUGGUGCACAUGUCAGAACUAAUAGAAUUACAAAGGAUGAGAACACACUCAUUUCAGAAGCCUCUACCUCAUCAGACCAACAGACUAAUCGGGCUCCACAUCCAAAGCUUACUCUACCUGGGGCUGUUGGAAUGGGCUAUUCAAUGUUACAAAAGCCACCACCCCUGAAUAGACAAUCACACCAUACAGUGAAAAGAUUGGUUCACUCACCAACACAACCGUCACAGUCACUGGAUUGGAAUUCCUCAGUCACAAGUAAAGCAACCAUGGAGGACUCGGAGGAGACUAAAGAGGUGAAAGUAAUUGCGGACCCUGUUGGAAAGAUUUAUAAUACAAAUCUUGACACAAAGAAUCCAAGUGAGUCUAAAAUUGAAUCCUCAGUUUUAGCUCAACCAAGCAUUUCAGCAAACUCAGAUCUUCACAGCCCACCAAAGGCUCCUCAUGUGGGAGGGUCUUCUUCACCCAGUGGUCAUACUUCAGGUAAUGAUUCUCCCAAAUCCCCGCUGAGUUUCUUAGUCAAUGCGUUUAAGUCCUUCUCUUCUGGAAAGAAUCCAGUGUUACCAGGCAGUGUGGAAAAGACUCAGGAUAAGCAACCAAAGACAAGACGGGCCAGGACUUUUUCAUAUAAUUCUUUCCAUGGAUUGUCUCUCAGUAGGUUCCAUAGUUUCACACAAGGGACACCUUCGUCCUCCCAGGAUAUUGAACAACCAAGUUCAAUUCUACCAAGUUCUCCGCUUACAAAUCAGCACAUGGAUGUAUCAUCAGAGUCUGCCAACACACCAGAUCACAGAGAUUUUCACAACACCUCACCACUCAACGGUGCAAGUGAAGAUUUCAGCAAGGUCACCAAGAGUGAAAAGCAACAGCAGAGCACACUGCCAAAGAAGAAAGAUGCAAAUCCUAGGGAUGAUAUCUCAAUAAAGAGUAUUGAUUCCAGUCAGAUAAAGUCAGAGUGCAACUCUGACAUCCAGAGGAACAAUGCACUAUUUUCUUCGCUGAGAUGGGGAAGCACAAAAGCUGAAAGUAAUGAGAAACCAGUCUUCGAGUUGGAUAGCUCUAUGGUGACUGGUUCAAAGAAUGACAUUUGGACAAUCUUUGCCAGUUUCAAGAAGAAGGGCGUUAGGAGGACAGAGAUGAAGGAAUCUCUAUCUAGUGUAUGCACCACGUCAGGUUCUCCUAAACUCCAACAUGUUAAAGAAUGUCACAGACAGCCAGGCAUCAAGGAUCUCCAAACCUACACCCAGGUCACUGAAAGUGAAUCUGAGUCAACCAGUGAUGCACCAUCUGAGGAGAUGUUCCCAUUAAGGUCACAGGAUUAUCAAAAUAUCCGAAAGAAGAGGAAGAUGCGGAAUAUGGCACUGCAGCAAAUGAAGCAGGAGGAAGUAAAACGACUCCAUAGGGCACAGAUCAUUCAGCGUCAGCUCCAGGAGGUGGAAGAGAAGCAGCGAGUGCUGGAGGAACGUGGUGUGCUGUUGGAGAAAGCUCUUCGGGGCGAGUCAGAGCUCAACUCAAAAGAGGAACCUCAAUUGAUGCAAAAGUGGUUCAAUCUGGUGAUGGAAAAGAAUGCCUUGGUUCGCUAUGAAGCUGAAAUGAUGAUAUUUGCUCGCGAAUUGGAACUGGAAGAUCAGCAGAGCCGGUUAGAGCAGAUGCUUCGUGAUCGGAUGGCAGUUGACGAAUCCAAGAAAGUGGAAAAGGACAUUGCUGAGGAGAAGCAGAUUCUGGAUGAAAUGAUGGAUGUGAUCAAACAGAGAUACAAACUGGACUUCCUGCUGAAAGAGCAGAGACUCCAAGAGAAGGAAGAAGAUCGAGAUUUAGAAAGUUGGUUGGUGGCCAAGGGCUACAAAUUCAACUGGUCAUGAAUAACUUGGCUAUCAGACUCAGCAAUAGAUUCAAUGGUUUAUAAAUGGACAGUCUGUACAAGAACUUUUCACUGGAAGUAAUGCAAUGGAAAAGGCACUGGUACCUGGAGAGUACAGUUUUUACCCACCUUGAACCAGGUGGGAUUCACUGCCUGCUCUUCAUCAAAUCCAAUUUGUUCUCCGCUUUGAGUUGGAAAUUACUGAUUACAGAAAGGACUGGUUAUGUCCCAGCUGGAUAUUUGUGUCCAAUUCUGGAUUUCACACUUUAGCAAGAACGUGAAAACUUUGAAGAAGGGAGCAGAAGAGUAUUACUAGAAUAAUACCAGGGAUGCAGUUAGCCUGGAGAAACAGAGAUUACUCUGAGAGCAGAUAAAUUUGUGGGGAGAUGUAAUAAAGGUGUUCAGAACUUUUCAAUAGAGAAAACAAUGGAAAACUCUUUUUACUGCCAUUGCACACAGAUGUACAUUAAUGACCAAAAGAACCAGUGGGAAAAAAUAAGACUUAUUUCAAAGUGGUGAAUUGUUGUGAUCUGGAGUUUGCUGCCUGUAAGGAUGGUGGAAGUAGAUUCAACUGAAACUUUCAAAAGGGAAUUUGUAAAGUAUCAUUCCUGCAAAGGAGAAAAAUAUUGCAGAGCUAUUACCAAACCACAGAGUGAGAGUGGACUAAUUAGAUAAACCUUUUCAAGGGAGCUGGCAGAAACAUGAUGUACCAAAUAGUUCCCUUCUUUUCCAUAUAAUUUCAUGAUGUCAAUGGAGCUUGGUGAAAAUUGAUCUCGUUAAUCAUUAAACAGUGUCUGUCUUGAUUGAAAUACUCACCACUUCUGAAUGGUCCUACUGUGAACCUCUUUGUUCAUUAAUUAGUAAAGCUGCUUGGGGUAAUAUUCUCACGUACAAAUGUUUUGUGCGAUGUUUUAUAAUGGGUUAUUAUAUUUGCAAAUUAUCUUUUAUUGUGGGCCAAUGGUUCACUGACCAAAGCUCAGUGGAGAGCUUGCUGUUAAGCUUUUUGCCAAUUACAGCUUAAUGACCUCAAGCUGUAGUUGACAACUUGACCCCGUGCAUUUUGUUCAUGGCUACGAGGCAUCAGAUAGGAAUUGCUGUUUAAAGAAUAUCAGAAUGUUUUAACACUAAACUGUAUGUGCACUGAAUGUUGACUGGAGUAAACAUGAUCACAACGUCUGUGUAAUAUCCUGUUUUAUUUCUGCAUUUAUAUGGAAUCACCUAAGGAAAAAAAUCUUCUUGGCCAUUAUUAAAGGGAAAUAUCUUCUUAUUAAA
This is a messenger RNA of Rhincodon typus (whale shark), 7588 nucleotides long. It is a transcript of the gene mical2a, whose product is annotated as microtubule associated monooxygenase, calponin and LIM domain containing 2a. Lineage: Eukaryota; Metazoa; Chordata; Chondrichthyes; Orectolobiformes; Rhincodontidae. The transcript is spliced from 39 exons. The coding region runs from base 231 to 6317 and encodes 2028 amino acids. The record is from RefSeq and is a predicted model, not a curated record. Gene Ontology annotation, molecular function: FAD binding; protein binding.